CGAAGCAAUUGGUGCGACAGCUGACCUGCCUGCCUGCCCGACUGCCUGCCUCUCUGCCUGGGCCUGGCUCGAACUCAUUGGAUUUAGGUUCGCUCGGGGCAAAUUCUCGAGCGGAAUGUUCGAAGACGAGACAACGAGAUGAUGGCCUGCGUGGUCGGGUCUGCUCUGCUCUGCUCUGGUCCGGUCCGGGCUACCGCUGGCCGGAGUCGGGUCGGGUUCUGGGGUCUGGUUGAGUCUGGUUGAGUCUGGUUGAGGCGCAGCUAGGAGAGGAGAUCGUCCGAGAUCUUAAGGUCACGUAGCUCUCGAUGACAACGAGCUCUCGUCGUCGAAGGAGGGGGAGAACGAAUUAUGAGCCUUGAGUCUCUUGGUCCUGUGCCUCGGUGUUCUGUUUUUCUUCGUGUUGGUUCAGAGUGCAUCUCUUGCGCAGAGCGUUGCUUUUCGCCGUCCGCUUCCAGGAGUUCUGAUGAACUAUUUCUUUCGCGGUUCUCUAUCUCACCCUCCAUUGGUGGGUGUCGUUCCUCUGUAGUUCCGUAUCUGUGUCGACGGUCGGCUGCAGACCAGAGUGUGGUGGUGAUUUUGCGAGGACUUCUCAGCGAUUGUCGGACGCAAGGUAUGGAGAUUCAUUGCAGGCUGUAGCUGGACGGGCGAGAAUUUUAUCGGAACACUCGUCUGUCAGAAGCGUUCUCAAAGGCCGAACGUACUUCGCGUUGAGGGCGAACAGGUCUCGAAUUCAAGCUGCGGUUUAGUCUCGCGUCGGCCUCUUUCUCAUUCACGAAACCAGAGGGCAUCAAGAGAUUUUGAAGAGUUUGUCCCGAUGAUCCUGGACACAUGUACUCUGCUUGUGCGAAUUUAUCAGAGCAGCAUCUUGAUUUUGUAGCUACCUUUUGAUGGUCCGUCACGCGUGUGGAGCAUCAAUCAGUCUCAGUGCUUCUUUUCACCGCUCAACUUUUCUUUGCGACGCAUCAACGACUGCUGUUGACCUGGUCAGAGCUGGCGUAUAGUACUUCAGAACCUUUCUCUUAUGACUGGUUUCGCUGCACGCCCGCAAUGCGAGAGAUUGUUACGGUCCGGGUGGUGCACCAUGGACAAUGCACGGUUAACUGCCUGGAUUACGUGAGUAGAGUAGCUGACAGAUGGUUCAGGACUGGAGAAUGGUGGAUUUGAUCACAAGAUUUAAGGGCAUAUGCACCGGUGCCGAGAUGAUCUUUCAGCCAUCAUCCAUGAACACAGUGUCAUUUCUCGUCGUUAAAAAGGAUGGGUUGUAGUGGGGACGUUUCAGAAUUUGUUGGAGAAUCUGGAUAAUUUACAUGAAGAGAAGGUAAGCUAAUGCAAAGCGAGAUGCCUGAGUUGCAUAAGCUGGACAGUUUCUUCUUACAUUCCUGUGACUUCUCUAGUCUAUUGGGCUGUCUUCCCCCUGAGCCCAUUUUCUCCUUCGCUUACAUUCCCGGAUAAUCAAAGUUCUUGAAGUUGCUGUUGUAGAACCUUUUCGUGCUUUCUUAGUUCCCCUGAGCAGAGCCACCGCUAGUCAGGAAAUGGGUGCUCUUUGUUCAAAAUCUCUCUCAGCGGUCGAAGAAGACUCCGAUGAAGAAGGAUCGAGGAACUCAAAGCCUGAAAUGAAGGUAGAUGAGCGGUAUGAACCUGCGACGACCGUCAAAUCUGGGGAAGCUGUAAACCCUCCUAGCGGACAGAUUACUUCUCGAGGUGAUAAGGAGGGGAAGCUGGGGAGACUUCUUUCGGAUAAAUCUCGGAAUGCCAAGACAAAGACUUCCACAGCAGCAAAAAAGACUGGUCAAAAGGCUACGCCUGAUCUUUCGAGCCUUGGGGGUAUUGCAGCUCUGUUACAGGUAUCAGAAGUGGGGUCUCGCAUCGGAAGGGCUGGUACUGCGGGUUUUGGAAAAGCGGUGGAAGCUCUUGAUACAUUUGGGAGCAGCAUCACAAAUCUUGGCGGUGGCUUUUCGGUAGUGAUCAAUCAAGGCAAGGCAAACAAGAUCGGGAUUUUGUCAUUCGAAGUGGCCAACACGAUAGUGAAGGGCUCAAACUUGAAGCACUCUUUGUCAGAACAUGAAUUGAGAUUCUUGCGGGAGGAAAUUCUGGUCUCGCAAUGCGUUCAACGGUUGGUGUCACAAGAUGUUCAAGAACUCAUGCGAAUUGCGGCAGCUGAUAAGAGGGAAGAGUUAAGGAUUUUUGCUGGAGAAGUCGUCAGAUUUGGAAAUCACUGUCAAGAUCCUCAAUGGCAUCGACUUGAUCGAAUUUUCUCGAAGUUGGGCACCGAGGAACUGAACAUACCUCCUCAAAGUAAAGAAGAAGCCGAUGCAGAGAUGGUCAGUUUGAUGAGUCUUGCACAAUGUACAGCAGAACUAUACCAUGAGUUACAUGCGCUGGAUAGGUUUGAGCUUGACCUUCGUCGUAAGAUACAAGAAGAGGAGGUGUUUAGUGGGCCUCAUAAAGGAGAGAGCAUCACUAUUCUGAGGAAUGAGUUGCGACAACAACAGAAACAUGUGAAGCACUUGAAGAGAAGGUCUUUGUGGUCUAAAAAACUAGAAGAGGUGAUGGAGGACCUGGUCGAUAUUGUAUAUUACCUACAUCAAGAAAUCUAUAAUGCUUUUGGAAGUGCGGUGCCUAUCUCGAACAGAUUUGAAAAAUCUGUUUUAUCAGAAUCUCCGCGACCAAGGCUUGGAGCAGCAGGGCUUGCAUUGCAUUAUGCAAACAUAAUCAACCAGAUUGAUAGCCUGGUUUCAAGGCCAAAUUGUGUACCACCUAAUACACGAGAUUCGCUCUAUCAAGGCUUGCCACCGAGGAUCAAAGCCUCUUUACGUAGUCGAUUGCAACAAGCCUCUUACAAAGAAGAAAUGAGCGCUGGCGAAAUUAGAGGAGAGAUGGAAAAGACCUUGGAUUGGCUGGUCAUUGUUGCUGCAAACACGACAAAAGCCCAUCAUGGAUUUGGAUGGGUUGGCGAAUGGGCUAACACUGGAUCAUCAGGGGACCGUCGGCUUCCUGGUCAUGCAGACCUGACCCUGUUACAAACACUUCACCAUGCUGAUCAAGAUGCUGUGGAGGAGUACAUAUUGGAGCUUAUUGUGGGCCUUCAUUAUCUUGUCAGUCGAUCGCGCAGUGCAAUGAACGGCCGUUCGCCGAACAAGUCACCCUUGAGAUUUCAUACAGAUGCAAACUGUGCUCGUCGUCCCACUUCCCUAAACCCUUUGCAACUUCCCCCUUCACCUCCUCAGGAGCCUCAGUCACAAGCGUCGCCAAAAGAUUCUUGCACGGAUGACGACAGGCCGAAAAGUCCCCUCAGUCCUCUCAGCCCUCUCAGUCCACUGAGUCCCCACAGUAAACUGGAGCUCUCUCAAGAAGACAAAGAGAUGCUCAAGGAGAUGGAAAUUCUUCCCAAACUUAGAAAACACACACUGGGUUUAAGUAAGAGCCAGGAAUUCAGCUCGAACAAGGGCAAGAAUGAAGCUAACGGAAGGCUGAGUAAAAGUAAUUCUCAUUCACCCAGCACCAGCUCUACCAUGAUCCUGCCGCCAUUAUACAUUCCUGUCCGCAGUCGAUUCCCUGUCCCACAUUUUCCCUUAGAGAUUGAUAUUGAUAAAGAGCUUGAUAUUGAUAGGUUACAUGACUUAGACAACAUAGAAAGGGCCAACCCUAAUAUAAGCUCCAGCACUUAUCGAACACCGCAAUGCGUGUGAUGCUGCUGUUGAUCCUUUCUUGUGCUUAAUCAUCAUGAAGGAUAUACUCAUGAAUAUUUGUUUCGUGGAACGGUGCUGACUUGUUACCUCAUCUAACUGCUCUAAGAGUAGGUCAUACUUGAAACUGCGAUCUGUCCCGUUCUUGCUCCCGUCGCUGGAUUACAGGAAUUAGUUUUGGAGGAAGACGUACAUGUUGGGAUAUUUCCGUGCUCUCAAUCAUUGACCUCUGGUGGAGUAUACUUGCCGUGAUGUCAGCUGGUUAACUCUACGCUCUGUAUUGUUUUUCCGUUUAUCACUGGAAAGCCUCUUGGAAAGUGACUAACGAAUCUACUGAACAGCAUAGCUAUGUGAUUCGUAUGGUUCUGUAUAUUGCAAGGAGAAACCUGCCCUGUCCUUUUUGAGGUGUGGGAUGCCAAGCGGACAUUUGUAAAAUUUAUAGUCAGCUUCGAUCAUCACUUAUAUGAUGUCCAUUGUAAUUUUAACUAAGCGGAUGUUGCCAGACCAUGCUCCUCGGGACGACUUGUUCUUCUGGUGCAAUCUGCGGUUUGAUGUAUAUGCGAGUACUCUCAUCAUCUGCUGUUCGACCUUGUUUGGUAUCGUAAAUUGCUGUCACUGGCCAGGGAUCUUGUUUCUCACUUACAGACUUCUCCUUUUAAAAAGUAGGGGAUUUAAGCUGCAGUAUUCAAUCUGUCGAAGAGUUUCGUAGACACCACUUU
Messenger RNA from Marchantia polymorpha subsp. ruderalis, 4405 nucleotides. The record is from the annotation of a GenBank genome assembly. Lineage: Eukaryota; Viridiplantae; Streptophyta; Marchantiopsida; Marchantiales; Marchantiaceae.